Sphaeroforma arctica JP610 is the source of this 1733-nucleotide messenger RNA. RefSeq lists its product as hypothetical. The record is from RefSeq and is a predicted model, not a curated record. The coding region runs from base 56 to 1357 and encodes 433 amino acids. The transcript has a single exon. Lineage: Eukaryota; Ichthyosporea; Ichthyophonida.
GUGUUCGUUUAAGAAAAGGUUGUCCGUUCUUAUAUGCGGUACACUAAUACAAUGCAUGACAGCCGUGCCUACUAUGGAAUGCCAAACUGCCAUGAUCGAAUGUGAUGUGACUGAUACAUGUGGGUAUAUUAAAUGUGUCUCAAAGAUUGAAGGUUGUGAGUCUUUGCUUGAUGCUGCACAAGUUAUUGUUUGUGAUGUCAACAGUGAAUCAGGAUUGACUGAUGAAGUCGAGGAGUAUACAGAUACGGUCGCUUUCAAUCCUGCCAGUGAUGGAUGCAGGGCCGCCUUGAAUAUGUGUUCGUCACAGCUGAAUAGCACUAUGUUUGAGGACAUAUUCAAUAAUGACACAAAAAAGCCAAUGGUAUCGAUGAUGGGACCCGGCGAUGGCUUACAAUCUCUAUUGGGUGCGAUAUUCGGUGGUGACCUUAAUGAAACACUUGCCGAAAUUGAGUCCCAAUGUAAUCUGCUCGUCAAGGUCUCAAUCUGUGUCGUGAGUGACGAAGCAAAUAUUGCAUGUGAGAACGACGAAGGCUUUCCCGAAUUUCGUGCUGAACUACAGAAUAGUACAGCGCUGAUUAACAAUUGCUCUGCGGAAAUUGCGGUUUUACGAGAAGAAAUUGCUGACGGAUUGGGUGAAGGGUUUGAGAUUCCUGCGCUGGAUCUUGAUCUAUACGACUUGUUUGAUUCCAAUGGCACCGAUGAUACUAUGCCGAAUAUUGAAUUUGAAGGGCUGCUAGGAGAUUUGCCAGAGACUGACACUUUCAAUCCUACCAGCGACGGAUGCAGAGCGGCCUUAAAUGUGUGCACGUCAAACCUGAAUGGCACUUUGUUUGAGGACACUUUCAAUAAUGACACAAACAAGCUAAUGAAGUUGGGGACUCGCGAUAGUUUGCAAUCUCUAUUGGGUGCGAUAUUCAGUGGUGACAUUAAUGAAACACUUGCCGAAAUCGAGUCUCAGUGUAACCUAUUCGUUGAUUUUUCUAUCUGCGCCGUGAGUGACGAGUUAAAUGUUACAUGCGAGGACGAUAAAGGCUUUGCCGAUUUCCGUACUGAACUGCAGAAUAAUACAGCGCUGAUUAGCAAUUGUACUGAGGAAGUAGCGGCUUUGCGAGAAGAAUUUGCUAGUGGAUUGGGUGACCGGUUUGGUCCUGGGCUGGAGCUUAAUCUGGAAGACCUGUUUAAUACUAAUGCCACUGCUGAUGGCAUGCCAAACAUCGAUGUUGAAGGGCUGCUACAUGACAUAAUUAGGUCAAAUAUCAGCACUGUGGACAUACCUGGCGUUCAAGAAGGGUUCGAUAUCAAUACUCUUUUAGACGCGGCAUUGGGAAAUAGCUCAGGUUCGCCAAAUGGGAAUUAAAUGAGGGAGGUAGAAAAAUCGAUGUUUUUUAGAUGACUACCAACCCUGACAGCUAGCGAAUUAUAGGCAAAUGCGGUCUACUGAAGCUCAUUCCUAUAGCCACAUUUGCUCAUUUCUCUGCAAAUGUGAAAGUCAAUCCAUAUAGCCUGAUGCAUACUAUUAAAUUAAAUAAGCAUACCAUUAAAAAUAAGGAACGAAGGACAGCUCGCAGGCGAACUAGGUAUGAGAUGAGUGUACCGCAUAUGCGCUUCGUUUCCUUCGCAACACGCGUCGUAGAAAACUUCCAUCGAAGCGAAUGAAUUCGCAUUCGGAGUCAUAAAAAAAUCGCAGCCGUACAUAAAUUCAUAUCAAAUAAAUGUCAAACCGUCACUUUUCA